CAUAUAACCGGAAAAGGGCCGAUUGCGAUCCCCAGAAUGCUAGUUUGAAAGUUUUCUGUUUGUUUUCGAGAGAGAAAUUGCAACUGGAGGUGAGAGCUAUACAAGUUGGACUUCUUAGGCCCAUUUUCACUGUAAGCUUCACUUGUGCAUCUUAGCCCAAUUUCUGUAGUAACCAGCAACUGUCAAGUAACCCUCCAUUUCUAAAUGCCUAAUACGUUUUUGGCAAUCUUGGGAAACUCUCUAGAUCAUUUCAUCAAACAAUUUGGCUGCAAAAACAGAAGCCUAAAUUCUAAGCAACUUCCGGCGGAUUUCAUCAUAUCUUCAGAGAACUGAAGCCAUACUGAAGAUGGAUGGUAGUAACUCAUUGAGCAGUGAGCUGAAGUUUCAAGUCCGGAAGUUGGAGAAAUCAGACAAAAGCAAAGGUUUUAUAGAGCUAUUGCAACAGCUAACUGUGUGUGAUUCUGUAUCAGACAAGGAAUUUGAAGAACGAUUUCAAGAGAUCAGCUCUUAUGGUAAUGACCAUCUGAUUUGUGUAAUUGAAGAUGAUCAAUCUGGGAAAAUUAUUGCAACUGGGAGUGUGUUUAUUGAAAAGAAGUUCAUAAGGAAUUGUGGUAAAGUUGGGCAUAUUGAAGAUGUUGUGGUUGAUUCCACUGCUCGGGGUCAACAAUUAGGAAAGAAAAUUAUUGAGUUCCUGACAGAUCAUGCUCAUUCAAUGGGAUGCUACAAAAUCAUUCUUGACUGCAGUAAUGAGAACAAAGCCUUUUAUGAGAAGUGUGGAUUCAAGCAGAAAGAAAUUCAGAUGGUUAGGUAUUUCAUCUGAGAACACAUGUUGUCCUCUGAGAAUUGAAAUUUGCGAAUCUGUUGUCAAUUUUUGCUGGAUUAUACUGGAGAUUAUUUUUAUAGAAAUGAGAAAAUUUUUAUGUUAUUGUGGUAAAUAGAGCAAUGAUUUUGGUGCA
This is a messenger RNA of Manihot esculenta (cassava), 956 nucleotides long. RefSeq names its product glucosamine 6-phosphate N-acetyltransferase. Gene Ontology annotation, biological process: UDP-N-acetylglucosamine biosynthetic process. Bases 347 to 820 code for a protein of 157 amino acids. Gene Ontology annotation, molecular function: monosaccharide binding; glucosamine 6-phosphate N-acetyltransferase activity. The transcript has 2 exons. The record is from RefSeq and is a predicted model, not a curated record. Gene Ontology annotation, cellular component: endoplasmic reticulum; endoplasmic reticulum-Golgi intermediate compartment; Golgi apparatus. Lineage: Eukaryota; Viridiplantae; Streptophyta; Magnoliopsida; Malpighiales; Euphorbiaceae.